Molecule: messenger RNA, 249 nt
Organism: Homarus americanus (American lobster)
Lineage: Eukaryota; Metazoa; Arthropoda; Malacostraca; Decapoda; Nephropidae
Product: sperm protamine P1-like
Exons: 2
Source: RefSeq, a predicted model, not a curated record
GGGAGGAGGAAGAGGAGGAGAAAGAGGAGGAGGAGAAGGAGAAAAAAAGAAGAGGAGGAGGAGAGGACAAGGGGCCGGGAGAAGACAGAGUACAAGGGGACCCAGGAAGACAGAGGACAAGGGAGCCAGGAGGACAGAGGACAAGGGGCCAGGAGGACAGAGGGACAAGGGCAGGAGGACAGAGGGACAAGGGGAGCCAGGAGGACAGAGGACAAGGGACCAGGAGGACAGAGGACAAGGGGCCCAUGA